Pocillopora meandrina is the source of this 4564-nucleotide messenger RNA. NCBI's taxonomy places the organism in Eukaryota, Metazoa, Cnidaria, Anthozoa, Scleractinia, Pocilloporidae. The record is from the annotation of a GenBank genome assembly.
AAAAAAGAUUCCUUGUUCAAAAGAUUCACGCAACUUUCAUAACACAAUGUUCCCUCAUUGAACUGUGAGGAGACACCUACCGUGGCAUACGGAAAGCGAAAAGUGCUUUAUACCGAAAUAGAUCAUGUCAACAAAGUGCACUUCGUCGACAGAGAGAGAAGGUACGUCUGCUGACAAUAUCACAACGGUUCGAACGUAGUUUCAGUUAGAGUUCCUAAUGUACAUCAAACCACUUCCAAACUACCUGUCCUCUUUUUGCCGUGGCCAACAAUGUUCACGGCGUACCAUCGUACAACACUCUUUUAUAAUCUUAUUUCAUAUCAUAACCGCGCUUCAGGAUGGACGUACAAUCAAGCCAGCACAGGGCAGCAUGGACAAGGAAAACACAAGUGCAGACCCAACUCUUGACACGACCAAAACGAGCGCCUCUUCUCACUGAAAUCACUAGGGGAAUGGAACAUUGAAGGAUGGUCGGGGAUAUAAGAGGCACGAGCGUUUUGUGAAGAUUGUAAAGAAAGAUCUCAUAAAGGUAAACAUUAUUAGAGACGUCAUACAUCGUUUUGAUGGAAGACCAAGAAUUUGUUCAUUUUUGUUCAAGGGAGAUGCAAGGCAAGUUUAUCGAUAAUUAGGCUUUUUUCCUUUGUGAUCUAUAAAUUUCACAAAUUUUCUUCAAAUUCAUGACGUUCAUAAAAGUCCAUUCAGAGGUGGAAAGAAAUGUUAUUCUCGACCUCAGUUCCACUCUGUACGUAAAAUUCGAUUUCAGUUAGUCUUCAAAGAUGAAUCUCUUUCCAGCAAAACCCAAUAAAAUUAAUUCAGCAAAACUCAAUCAACAUGACAACCUACUUGAUUAACGAGAGCCCUGAUUAGAGAAGCGAUAGAUUUUUAACUGUCUGUGACGGAUAGAGUAUUACCGAGCACAAUCCAUAUUAACCGCAAAAUUUAUACUGUACAAGUUAAUCCUGGUAGUGAUUGGAAUAUAAUUUCUCCCGACAAUUUCAACAUCUUAUCAGACAACCUGGUAAUGAAAAUGACUAACAAAAUCAACUUGGUAUUAUGGUUUUGAUGUAAGACACCACAUUCUCAGCACUAACAGUUAGUUGGAAUGAAUAUUUUUAAGAUCAUAGCAAUGAAGGAAUUCAAAACAGCUAAACUGCUCGAAAAAACUAAAAACGUUCAACGUGCAUUCGGGCCGCGCUAAACGCGUUUGUUUACAAAUCCUAUUAUCACUGUCAUAGCAUUACAUGACAUCAAUUGCUUCAGCAUGACCACAAAAACUAAGGUAAGGGAUACUGUAGAUGCAAUGGGUUCAACUCAUUUCUCACUUUCUCUUUAUCUAAUCCAGAGGUGGUUUUCAAAAACUUCAAUCAAAUCGACUGCCACCCCAAAACUUGCUUCACAACCCGAAACAUGGCUGCUCUGAUUGCAUUCAUCUUUGACAGACAGAGUAUAACCUAUUGUUAAUUACGACUGAGCCAAUCACGUGUGAGUUUGAUCCAUGAAAUUGUGCGAGAUGAUGCAACCACAUAGGUUUAUCAGGAGAAAGCAAACCUAAUUUCAACACAUUUUUCCUCCAGCUCAGCUGAGGUAGGUUUAUUUCCCAUUUUGCACUAUUUCGGCGGUAUUUUUCACGAGUCUUGCAGUACUUUGAGAAAAUUCACCGCACACGUGUCGAAGAAGACUCUUCUGAUGGCACAUUUCACGAAUUGUGACAAGAGUACGAGAUAUCGCUUUUUCAGCUCCCCUAAACCGUUCCUAGAAAUAGAUCCAGGCCCUUUCUUCGGUUUUGAAAGUAUCGCACGUAACGAUUCUGCGAUUACCACCAUUAUGUCGCCUAGAAGAGUGCCCACACAGUUUCGACUGUAGCCAACUCGGUAUGGGUUAAGCACGUCGCCUCCCUCCGGGCCUAACAGAUGAUAUCAAAUCUAAUCCACGAAUUUGGAAUCAUGCCGCAAUCAUUCAUGAUCAGCAGAAUGUAUCCUGUUGUUGGAGGUCUUGUUUUACCACAAAUCGUUCCAAAGUAAAACUUGGAGAGUCAAAGUAUCACUGAAACGUUGCAAACGCGAACAUUAUGGAAUUUGCAUAAACUAACAGCACUAUCAACUCUUUUUUAGUUAUACUCCAGAUUUUUCGGAGGAGAAAGAACAAUGGCCAAUUCUAACAGCAACGCAAACGUAAGUACCAUGUGUAUGCAUUUAAAGCUCUCUAACCGUCGUGCUGCUAUAGAGCACGAUGAUUAUUAGUUUAACGCUGACCAUGAUUCUAAGCAUCUUCCACCCUUACCCAAUAUCGAUACUUCAGAGCCAUUUCAAUAAAAAGUUUGUUUUGCAUUCCAAGAAAGGUAAUAUUUUAAGAUUCAUGCAUAACGUUCAUGAACGUUUAAACACUGUGAAUGUAGUUUCGUGAAAUCUCACCGUUUACAAUGAAACAUACUAGCCGCAUGCAAUUUAUGCAGCCGGGUGUGUAAAUGUUUUUGUACAAGGUCCAAAAUUUCGGAGGAUUUUGUUUAAGCUCAAAAGUUUUAUUCACCAUUACUUUUGCUCGAUUUCGUCUUCUCUUACAUUGUGAUGACGUGGCUUUUCGAAAAAACUGUUUAAUCUCUCAUGUCGAGAAAUUCAAAACCUAUCAUCGGCUGUUGAGGACAAAAUGAAAGUAAGACCUAACUAAAGAACUCCAAGAUCCUUCUCCCAUUCGGAUAUUGAUUAUGUACUGGGUCAAAGAGGAUAUGACAGAGUUACUCCUUUAACCUUAAGUGGCUAUCAGCAAUUUAAAGAAGGGUAUGUCAUACAGCUGUCAGCACUAAAUGCAGUAACGAUCAGUGUGUAUCGAGAACACCAUACUAAUGACAGCGAUAAGUUGCAGUUGAAGGUAAAAUAAAUUUUCCAAUGAAUUUCACAUAUUUCAAGAAAACUCUGUCUUCUAUUCCCCUCGUUGCUGUGCAUUGAUGAACAGUGCAUCUGUUUGUUUCAGGGGCAGGACAGGUUUAUGAGCACAAAUUGGUAAGUUGAACAACUCUUCGCGUUCAAUUUACACAUUCCAGAAGAAAAACUAUAUCAACUUAUAAUCCCCUUUAUGUUCCCCUUGCAAGAAAUCAAUUAUAUUUGCAUCUUAAACUGUACCUUUUGAAUUUUUUCCAGAUCUAGUAUUUAUAAUCAUGAUAGCCAUGGUUGUAUACACAAUGUAUAUGUAUUUAUAAUCUUAUACAUGAAAAAAAUGAGUACAUAAGUGCAGUCUAGUGCACCCCAGUUUGUCCUCCAAACAACACAUGUUUACCUAGCUUGCAAAAAUGAUCCAUCUCUUACCACUAACACAUGACAUAAAAAUGUCUAUGUUCUUCCACUAUCUAUCAUGAAAAUAUUUAUAUUGAUUUUCAUACAUGCAUGCAUGGAAUAUCACACUUGGGACAAGACAGUCUAUUUUAACCAAGUUAACUGUAAACAAACUAAGGCAUGAACUUACCUCUGUCCUGCUUAAUUCCUUUUCAGGGAUGAUCAGAUGACCACAUUUUCUCAAUUUCUGAUAUUGGACCUGGAGGUACGAAGAGUCUUUUAAAAAUGUAACUUCCCUAAUAACUGCCAGCUUAUAUAUGUAAUUUAAGUCCUCAUCUGACUAAAUUAUGAAUCUUUCCCCUCCUUAGCCAAACUUUUCUACAUGUACUUGCCCUCACUACAAAUAGGAAUCAUAAUUUCUCCAUCAGCUUCAUGAACCAGGACACAUGUGUACUAUGCAUAAAUUAUUGUCAACAAGAUACAUAAUUCACUCCACUUGGGAAGGGAUACAAGAAAAUCAGUCUUCAUACCAGGGGGGGAAGCACGUUAGAGUAAUAAAACUGAUGACAUAAGGGCCCUAUAAUAAGAUAUUACAUAAGUAUGCAAGUUAGAUAUCAAGAUAAAAAUUUAAUAAAGAUAAUACCUGUUAGUUAUGCAUGAGUGAAGAUUGUACUUUUUGAUAAUAUCUACAUAAUAUAUUACAAGAGUUCAAGUUAAAAAGUAUAUUGGCUAUAAUGAAGUAAAUUAUCUCAUGAUUUGAUUUUCCUUUUCUUUUAUCAAAUGAACCUUUAACCCCCUUUAACUCCCAAGAUCAGAUUACUAAUUCUCCUCUCCAGCUGCUACACAUUUCUGUGUAAAUUUUGUUAUGAGAUUUUGGUGUUUGAUCAAGAUAGCUUCUUCUAACUGUUAUUGAUUUCUGGGAACUAAAGGGUUAAGUGUUCCUUUCUAGCUGCAGCAGAUAACAUGUCUUCUUAAUUCAAAGCUGAAUUACAUUUUAUUUUACAGGUGGCUGAUGAUACACCUACCUCGCUAACAAGGUACAGUGUAAUUUGUGAUUGUUAGCAAUCAUACAGAAUUCUUGACAAAAUUCUUUGCUCAAUUCAUGUCAUGCAAUCACAGGAGCCGCAGAUAGUCAAGUAUUAGAGGAAAGGACCAAAUUCAUUACUAUGUUGUUAUUCCUAAUUCAUUAAUUUAUUAACAGCAGAGUUUUGGCACAAGUCACCUUUGAAAGCCAACAAAUACGUUCCUGGCUUUUGGAUUCAUCAAUUACAAUGGUAAGUAAAAAAAAAGAAACUUAG